Molecule: messenger RNA, 538 nt
Organism: Cariama cristata (Red-legged seriema)
Lineage: Eukaryota; Metazoa; Chordata; Aves; Cariamiformes; Cariamidae
Gene: HYI
Product: hydroxypyruvate isomerase (putative)
Exons: 6
Biological process (GO): glyoxylate metabolic process
Molecular function (GO): hydroxypyruvate isomerase activity
Source: RefSeq, a predicted model, not a curated record
GAUCCACCUGAUGGCUGGGCGGAUUCCCCUGGGCGCAGACCGGGCAGCAGUGGCAGGUGAGAUGGAAACCACCUUCACUGAGAAUCUCAGAUAUGCUGCUGACCUCCUGGCCCAGGAGGACAUGACUGGACUGGUGGAACCUAUUAACAACCGCAUCACCGACCCUCGCUACUAUCUGAAUACCCCGCACCAAGCUGCUGCCAUCCUGCAGAAGGUGGGGAGGCCCAACCUGAAGCUGCAGCUGGAUCUCUUUCACUGCCAGAUCAUGGAUGGGAAUUUGUCACGCAACCUGGAGACAUACUUCCCACUCAUUGAUCACAUCCAGAUCGCGCAGGUGCCAGGGCGGCACGAGCCUGACAGCCCUGGGGAGUUGAACUUCCCCUACAUCUUCGAGCUCCUGGAGUCCCUCGGUUACACUGGCUACGUGGGGUGCGAGUAUGCUCCGAAAGGAGACACCCUGGAAGGUCUGGGCUGGCUGCGCUCAUACUGGGAGAGCAGAGGGCUGCAGUGUGAUGGGACCAGCAAGGCAGCAGAGUAA